Molecule: messenger RNA, 2375 nt
Organism: Carassius carassius (crucian carp)
Lineage: Eukaryota; Metazoa; Chordata; Actinopteri; Cypriniformes; Cyprinidae
Gene: bag5
Product: BCL2 associated athanogene 5
Exons: 5
Coding region: 137-1621 (494 amino acids)
Biological process (GO): negative regulation of protein ubiquitination; regulation of inclusion body assembly; protein stabilization
Cellular component (GO): nucleus; cytoplasm; cytosol
Molecular function (GO): adenyl-nucleotide exchange factor activity; protein-folding chaperone binding
Source: RefSeq, a predicted model, not a curated record
CGAUGUGAUGCUACUGCUGCUCUAAAUGCCAGUCUCUGCCAGUGUCACUGCAAGUCCACGAUCCAGAAAUCACUGGAGUGUUGCACCGCGCAAAACAUUUGAGCAUCGCAGCUGAUGGAAACGGGGUCCGCUAGACAUGUGCGCGAACGUUUUCGGCGCGUUGAAAAGCCUGUUUAGGAAACCCUUUGAUGGUGGGAAGAGGACGAUGGAUAAUGGCAGUCAGCAACCACACACUCAGCAGAUGCCAGGACCCUUCACAGGUUAUGCGGGACCCCAGGGCCCGUACCCUGGGCAGCACCCAGCCCUGUCACGGCUGGACGAGGUGCAAAGGGAGAUUGCCACCCUGGGCCCUCAGGUGUGCUCUUACAGCGGCCUGCAAAGCGAUAGAGAGUACAAACGACUGGAGCGAGAGCUGACCCGAUUACUGCUGGAGGUCGAUAAGGUGGAGACGGAGGGCCGGCCGGAGCUUCAGCAGGCUCGGAAGCGUGCAGCAGGAGAGGUGGAGGGUCUGCUUCGCUACCUGGAGGGCAACGCUACGCAUCCGUCUCGGCUGGCCAUUGAGGAGCUGACCCUGGAGGUGCAGAACUUGCUGAAUGAAGGGGUGGUGGGGCCGUUCCGGCAGGGCCAGGCUCAAGAUGCCUUUGAGAUCAGUGAGGAGCUGGUGGAGGCUGUGCAGGAUGUGGCCAUGCGGCUGGCUCAGGUUAAGACGGGUGGAAGUGUCCCGCUCAGGAAGGCCCGUUACAAAGCGCUGACUCGGGUCUGUGCCGUACAGGAAUUACUGGAGGGUCGUGUCCGCACUCAAACGCUGGCGCUGCCGCUGUCCGAUGACACGCAUGAGGCUGUGCAGCGUAUUAAUCAAGUCAUGGCGCAGGUGAGUGGUGCCCGGUGUCAGGAGGUGGCUCUGCUGAUGGGUCUGAGCGGGCGGGAUAGCUGUGCCCACCUGGCGAGGGUCCUUACAGAGCUGUUGGUUGAACUGGACGCCCUGGAUGUAUCUAGUGAUGCUGCGGUGAGGAACUACAGAAAACAAGUGGUGGAGGAGAUCAAUGGUCUGCUAAAACAUCUUGACCUGGAGGGAGAAGGAGAAGAAACACGCAGGUAUGAUCUAGCACAGAAUGACUCGAUCCGUGAAAUUGAGGCGAUCAGGAGCCGUGUCUCAGUGCUGCGGGAGGAGGUGCUCCGGCACGGUGCUGCAGGACAGGGGGCGGAGCUGCAAGGUCUCCUCACACGCCUGGAUCAGGUGGACACGGGCCGAAAUCCCUGCAUCCGGGAGGCGCGGCGCAGGGCCGUGCUGGAAGUUCAGGCCCUCACCACCUUCCUAGACCUCUGGGAAGCCCUCGGACGGCGUAACCCCGGACCAGAUGAGCCCCCGUCUCAUGCGUCUGUGUGGCAUGUCUUAGCCAGCCUGUGCAACCUGCAAGCUAAGGUUUUGGGCUUUGAUGGCAAGAGGGCUGACAAGAGCUACAUGGUAUUAGAGGAGCUACUGACCAAACAACUUCUGGCUCUUGAUGCUGUGGACCCUCAGGGUGACCAGGGGACCAAAACUGCCCGUAAGCAAGCUGUUAAACAUGCCCAGAAUAUCCUAAGUUACCUGGAUAUGAUGACGGAUGAGUGGGAGUAUUGAGAAGCUGAUAAAAGAGCCUGGGAUUAAGGAGCUGCAAGGAAAAAGGCAAAAGCUUUUUUGCCUCUUGUGCAACAAAUGAGGACACGGUCGUGCCGAGGAUACGGGCCAUGGGCAGAAUUUUUAAUUUGUGUAUAAAAGACUUGUGUAUGGCUGUGGGCAGCGAUAUUGUUACCCAUGAUGCACUGCACCUGCUGCUUUUAUUGGUCCAUUACUGGUCCCUGAAAUCUGCCUUUCUCCAGGCAGAAGGAAACAUGGUUUCUACUGCACAUGAAGUGUUUUUUUUUCAUGACAAUAACCCACAAUCUUUUUAUUUGAAUCUGUGCUGUUGAUUGGUGUGGUGUGGUGCUACACCCUGUUCUGCUGUCAAAAUCUGCUUCCUGCUUUCCCCACAUGCCCGGGUGGAGCACACUUCCAUCUUUAUAGCGGUGUGAGUACAUCGGCUCUUUAAACAACAACUGACCCACAGGGAACAAUAUUUUAGCAUUUCCUUGAAUCCUCUACACAUAUGUCCCCGUUUAUGUUAAAGGGAUAGGUCACCCUAAAAUAAUUAUUUAAUUUUACAAUAGAAGAGUGAAUAAACAUUGGUUUGUGAUAUCAGUUUAAAGGUGAAGUGUAAUUUCUGGGCCGUUUGUGUCAACAAAUGGACAGUGUUUACACUUUUUAGAGUAUUUAACAUGAAAUUACACUUCACUUUUAAAAAAGACUCAAGGACAGCUAAAAAAAAAUAAAUACAUAAAUCAGACUUCUGAACCUU